UCAGCACCACGUGAACGUGUACGUGCACGAGCAAGCACUUCCCCCAGUAGCACGCGCAGCGGCAGCAGCCUCCUGGGACUGUAUAAAAGCCCUCAGUCACAUUUCAGGGAGCACGGAAGAAGCUCAACCUCUCAGGUGUCUGUCUGUCCAACAACCAUGAAGGCCGUAGCUCUGAUCCUCGCUCUGGCAGUCAUCACUGGCUGCAAUGCCCGUGCAGUGCGCCAGGCAGAUGCCACCGUAAACCGCUGGGAGGAAUCUGUGGAUCGUUUCUGGCAGUAUGUCUCUGAGCUGAACCAACAAGCCGAUGGAGUUGUGCAGACCCUUAAGACCUCUCAGCUCACCAGAGAGCUAGACACUCUGAUUACUGACACCAUGGCAGAGCUGACAGCAUACAAAGAGGAAAUUCAGACCAAGGUCGGCCCUUAUGCUGAGACCUCCACUGGCCAGCUGUCCGAGGACCUGCAGCUUCUGGCCACCAAACUGCAGAAGGACAUGGUGGAUGCCAAGGAGCGCAGCACUGAGUAUCUGGGUGAGCUCAAGACCAUGAUGGAGCAGAACUCUGAUGAUGUCCGCAACCGCAUCAGCACCUACACCCACAAGCUGAAGAAACGCCUGAACAAGGACACCGAGGAGAUCCGCAACACUGUGGCCACCUACCUGGGUGAGCUCCAGUCCCGCACCUCCCAGAAUCUGGAUGCUGUGAAGGACCAUGUUGAGCCCUACGUCCAGCAGGCCAGUGACACAGCCACCAAGAAGCUGGGUGACAUCUCUACCAUUCUGAGGAGCCAGGCUGAGGGUCUGGGCCAGCAGCUGGAGACCCAGGCUGAGGGCCUCAAGACCCAACUGGAGUCCACUGCCCAGGACCUGCGCACCUCCCUGGAAGGCAAGAUCGACGAGCUGACCGAGCUGUUGUCCCCCUACGCCACACAGAUCCGUGAGCAGGUUGAGGGCAUCAUUGAAAAGGUCAAGGAGACCGCCUCCGCCUAAAGACUUUUUUAAGGGUUUUAGAUGGUUGGUGGUUCACUGUUUGUCAUAGAAGGAGAGAGGUGUAAACCGCUGAUUUCUUAAUACCCUGGAAAAGAGGGGGGAAGUGGGGGUUGAGAGUUACUGACAAUAUCUUCAUAUGGGUGGUCUAGUGUUCAGUUUAAGGGAGCUGGUGGGAGGAAGGAGGCAGGGUGAGGUGCAUCUUUUACAGAACAGUCAGCAGAUAAAAUUCUGUUUGAGUUCUCUCUUCUGCAUAGUCACCCUUUCUUCUUCUCUUAUCGUCUCCCUUGAUUACUGAAGACAAAAGCCGCAGCCAAUAACAGCCUUUAACACACAAACAACAAAGACAAUUAUUUGUAAUAUGCUUCUCUUUUAUACUUUUUAAUUAACUGCAUCUGCUGUCUACACCC
Molecule: messenger RNA, 1394 nt
Organism: Scomber japonicus (chub mackerel)
Lineage: Eukaryota; Metazoa; Chordata; Actinopteri; Scombriformes; Scombridae
Gene: apoeb
Product: apolipoprotein Eb
Exons: 5
Coding region: 157-987 (276 amino acids)
Biological process (GO): negative regulation of neuron apoptotic process; regulation of amyloid-beta clearance; positive regulation of nitric-oxide synthase activity
Cellular component (GO): intermediate-density lipoprotein particle; extracellular region
Molecular function (GO): lipid binding
Source: RefSeq, a predicted model, not a curated record